AGUUUCUCGGAUAUCAGCUGCUAGCUAGUAUAUUGGGCAAGCCAUGGCUGGAUACUUGAAGGUCCUCAGCUCUCUUUCUAGGUCGGCAGCCACUUUCUCCAAAAGCCCUGCCGUGCUCGCGCCAGUUUCAACAUGCCCGAGUUUGCAGCAGAGGAACUAUGGAGACAAGCGCAUCAAGGUGUCCCAGCCCGUAGUGGAGAUGGACGGAGAUGAGAUGACCAGGAUCAUCUGGGAGUUCAUCAAAGAGAAGCUGAUCCUGUCCAAUGUAGAUGUGGAGCUGAAGUACUACGAUCUGGGUCUGCCAUACCGUGACCAAACUAAUGAUCAGGUCACCAUCGACUCAGCCCUGGCUACCCAGAAGUACCAUGUAGCUGUUAAAUGUGCUACCAUCACUCCAGAUGAAGCCAGAGUAGAAGAGUUCAAACUGAAGAAGAUGUGGAAGAGCCCGAACGGAACCAUCAGGAACAUCCUGGGUGGCACAGUCUUCCGUGAGCCCAUCAUCUGCAAGAACAUUCCCAGGCUUGUUCCAGGUUGGACGCAGCCCAUCACAAUCGGCAGACACGCUUUUGGUGAUCAGUAUAGAGCAACCGACUUCGUUGUCAACCAACCAGGCACAUUCAAGAUGGUCUUCUCCCCCACUGAUGGGAGCAAAGGCCAGGAGUGGGAGGUCUACAACUUCCCCGGUGGUGGCUGUGGAAUGGGAAUGUACAACACAGAUGAAUCUAUUUCAGGCUUUGCACACAGCUGCUUUCAGUAUGCCAUUGGAAAGAAGUGGCCCCUAUACCUGAGCACCAAGAACACCAUUCUCAAAGCCUAUGAUGGCAGAUUCAAGGACAUCUUUGAGGAAAUCUUUCAGGCGAACUAUAAGCCAGAGUUUGACAAGCUGAAGAUCUGGUAUGAGCACAGGCUCAUUGAUGACAUGGUUGCCCAGGUGUUGAAGUCUGAUGGCGCCUUUGUGUGGGCCUGCAAGAACUACGAUGGGGACGUCCAGUCUGACAUCCUGGCUCAGGGUUUUGGCUCUUUGGGCCUGAUGACGUCGGUGCUGGUGUGUCCCGAUGGAAAGACCAUUGAGGCCGAGGCUGCGCACGGCACAGUGACUAGACACUACCGUGAGCACCAGAAGGGAAACCCAACUAGCACCAACCCCAUUGCCAGCAUCUUUGCUUGGACCAGAGGGCUUGAGCAUCGGGGUAAACUUGAUGGCAACCCCGACCUGAUCAAGUUUGCUCUGACUCUGGAGAGGGUGUGCGUAGAGACUGUUGAGAGUGGUGUCAUGACUAAGGACCUUGCCGGCUGUAUUCAUGGACUUUCUAAGUGCAAGCUAAAUGAGCAUUAUGUCAACACUGAAGACUUUCUGGAUGCCAUCAAGAAAAACCUUGACAAAGCUUUGGGCAAGUGAAGGACUUAAAGUACAAGUACAGCUAGAUCUUUGUCCUUCAGUUUUUUUACCUCAUUUUUAACUUAGGUCAAGAAAACCACAUGCAAAUUGUCUGUAGGAAGAAUGAAUAUGUAGGGAAUUAGCUAUGUAGUGUGCCAGGUUUGGUAAUUCUAUAAUGGAGAGCUGUCCUUCACCCUUCUAUCCUCUUGUCUCCAAGGUUCUAUUUUUGUAAUGUGAAGUACUGUAUUCAGAUAUCUUGGAAGAAUCAACUUGAAGGCCAUGUCAAUAUUUGCUAAUAAAUCUUCCUUGUU
Esox lucius (northern pike) is the source of this 1689-nucleotide messenger RNA. RefSeq names its product isocitrate dehydrogenase (NADP(+)) 2 (gene idh2). NCBI's taxonomy places the organism in Eukaryota, Metazoa, Chordata, Actinopteri, Esociformes, Esocidae. The record is from RefSeq and is marked provisional. Gene Ontology annotation, molecular function: isocitrate dehydrogenase (NADP+) activity; NAD binding; magnesium ion binding. Gene Ontology annotation, cellular component: mitochondrion. Gene Ontology annotation, biological process: isocitrate metabolic process.